AGUAUUGGGGAUGCUGAGCUGUAGGGCCCAGGCCCAGGGAGGGGUGGGAGUAAGGGGGGCUGCGGCAGCUGUGAGGCCAUGAGCUAGGAUGACCUCUGGACUCAGAGCAGGAUGCCUGGGGAUGUCACAUCAGCAGCAAACUGCACGGAUCUACUAGGGCCUGGAAUCCCCUCCUUUGGCAAGGCCUGGGGAUUAUGGGCCCUCUUAGGGGCUGUGACGCUGCUGCUUUUCAUCUCACUGGCUGCACACUUGUCCCAAUGGACCACUGGCCGGAGCAGGAGCCAUCCAGGGCAGGGACGCUCUGGAGGGUCUGUGGAAGAGGCCCCCCUAUAUGGGAACCUGCAUUAUCUGCAAACAGGACGGCUGUCUCAAGAACCAGGGCCAGAGCAGCAGGAACCAGCUCCUGGGGGCCCCACCAGGGCUGCAGAGGAGGUGAUGCGCUAUACCAGCCUGCAGUUGCGGCCUCCUCAGAGCCGGGUCCCCAGCCCUGGGGCCCCCAUCAAGUACUCAGAGGUGGUGCUGGACUCUGAGCCAAAGGCCCAGGCCUUGGGCCCCGAGCCGGAGCUCUAUGCCUCAGUGUGCUCCCAGACCCGCCGAGCGCGGGCUUCCUUCCCCGAUCAGGCCUAUGCCAACAGCCAGCCGGCACCCAGCUGAAGUGGAGGCCCUGGCAUGGUGGGCUUGCCUCACCCAGCCUCCCUGUGGCAGGGGUUACUGCAACCCUGGCCAGGGCAUGACUUCUACCCAACCACCCCCAAUAGCAGGAAGCCGUUGCUCUGUCACAGGUAGUCUCCCCAAGCUUCCUGAGCUUGAGGGAGACAUCUCAGGGGAAUGGCAGGCCCUCAAUUUCUUGAGGAUAGAGGAAGCACAGACAGUGUCCUCCUCCCCCAUCUCUUUUUCCCUAUCUGUUCCUCUCAGCCCCCACCCCCAACUCCCAAGUUCUCACUUCCCCCUCCUUCUGGAGUUUAACCAGAUCCUCCCCACACCUCAGCGUCUCCUCAGGCACAGGAAGUGGGUAGUGGGGGAGGCAUAGGAGCCCAAAAGGACGUGGGUGGGUAGAUUUUUCUGGGAACCCACAGAUUAGAAUGGUCCUGGUGCCCAGGAACCUAAGGAACUCAAGCCUGGCUCUAACCUGGGAACCCUGCCAAGAGAACACCAAUCUCCAUCCUACUGCCUCUGUCACAUCCCCAACUUUUCAAAUAAAACUUCUCAAAAAGUG
Molecule: messenger RNA, 1216 nt
Organism: Trichechus manatus latirostris (Florida manatee)
Lineage: Eukaryota; Metazoa; Chordata; Mammalia; Sirenia; Trichechidae
Gene: SIT1
Product: signaling threshold regulating transmembrane adaptor 1
Exons: 5
Coding region: 112-654 (180 amino acids)
Biological process (GO): signal transduction; T cell homeostasis; regulation of T cell activation
Cellular component (GO): plasma membrane
Molecular function (GO): kinase binding
Source: RefSeq, a predicted model, not a curated record